Aureobasidium melanogenum CBS 110374 is the source of this 1737-nucleotide messenger RNA. Its product is annotated as amino acid permease. Gene Ontology annotation, molecular function: amino acid transmembrane transporter activity. Bases 1 to 1737 code for a protein of 578 amino acids. Gene Ontology annotation, cellular component: membrane. Lineage: Eukaryota; Fungi; Ascomycota; Dothideomycetes; Dothideales; Saccotheciaceae. The transcript is spliced from 8 exons. The record is from RefSeq and is a predicted model, not a curated record. Gene Ontology annotation, biological process: amino acid transmembrane transport.
AUGAGGUCCUCCUUGUCACACGACGCGAUCCAUUCGUCCAGCGUCGAAGCUUCUGGCAGUGGUGAUGCUGUCAAGUUCCGCCGUUCGUCAAAGACAGGCGUCGGGGAGACCUACAACGAGACCAUCAGCCUGGGUGGGUAUGGAGAGGAGUCUGCUGGAUCCGUGGACUCAGUUUCUCUGGCCAAGGAUGGGACCCAUCGUCGUCUGAAAUCUCGUCACAUUCAACUCAUCGGUAUCGGAGGUACCAUUGGUACUGCGCUUUACGUCUCCAUUGGAAACGGCCUUCUCAAUGGUGGUCCUGCUAGUCUUUUCAUGGCUUUCAGCAUAUGGUGCUCUUUUAUUCUUGCUGUCACCAUCAGCACCGCCGAAAUGGUCACCUACCUUCCUAUCUCAUCUCCCUUCAUUAGAUUCGCCAGUCGCUACAUGGAUGAAGCUAUGGGCUUUGCAGCGGGCUGGAACUUCUUUGUAUUCGAAGCAAUCUUGGUUCCUUUCGAGGUUACUGCUUGUAACGUUGUGAUCCACUACUGGAGUGAUGUUGUGCCAGCUGGUGGCAUUAUUGCUAUUGUUAUUGUUCUUUAUGCCUUGAUCAACGUCCUCACUGUCGAGUGGUAUGGCGAGACCGAAUUUUGGGCAGCUCUCGGCAAGGUCUUGCUUAUUGUUGGCCUCAUCAUCUUCACCUUCAUUGUCAUGUUGGGCGGCAAUCCACUUGGCGAGAGAUUUGGCUUUAGAUAUUGGAACAAUCCUGGGGCCUUCGCACCUCUUUACUAUGGUGGCAAUCUUGGUUACUUCCUCGGCUUCCUCCAAUGCCUCAUUCAGGCUUCCUUCACCAUUGCUGGACCGGAUUAUGUUAGUAUGGCAGCUGGCGAGGCCGAAAACCCACGUGUUGUCAUGCCCAAGGCAUUCAAAGCUGUCUUCUACCGUCUGACCGCUUUCUUUAUGCUCGGCUCUCUCUGCGUCGGCAUCUUGGUUCCAUACAACGACAAGGAACUUAUCGCCGCCACUACCGCCGGUCUUCCAGGUGCAGCAGCCUCACCUUACGUUGUCGCUAUGGACCGUCUUCGCAUCAAGGUCCUUCCUGAUAUCGUCAAUGCUAUGGUUUUGGCAAGCGCCUUUUCAGCUGGCAACAGUUACGUCUAUUGCGCAUCUCGCUCCCUCUACGGCCUCGCUCUUGAAGGCAAGGCACCCAAGUUCCUCACACGCACCACACGCCGAGGUGUUCCGAUCUAUUGCACUCUCGUCGUAUUAUGCAUCGCUCUUCUUGCCUUCCUUCAGGUUAGCGAGAACGCCGCAACCGUGCUCAAGUGGUUCAUCAACCUUGUCACUGCAUCCCAACUCAUCAAUUAUGCAGUCAUGUGCAUGACGUUCAUCUUCUGGAAGCGCGCUUGCGAUGCACAAGGAUUUGACCGUAACAGCCUUCCCUUCAAGGGAUGGGGUCAGCCUUAUCUCGCAUGGUAUGGUUUCGUCGGCUGCGUCGUCAUGGCUCUGAUUGGAGGGUACACUGUCUUCUUGCCUGGUCAGUGGGAUGUCCCGACUUUCAUCUUUAGUUACUUCAUGAUUGGACUGUUCCCUGUCCUGUUCGUGGGAUGGAAGCUGCUCAAGAAGACGAAGUGGACGCCUGCGGUGGAUGUGGAUCUCAGAGGUGAAGUGGAGGAGAUUGAGGAGUACCAGGCCACGUUCGUGCCUUCCUCGUCAAACAACUCUCCCUUCGAGAAGGUCUUGAGCAAGAUUUUCGGCUGA